This is a messenger RNA of Symbiodinium natans, 1689 nucleotides long. The record is from the annotation of a GenBank genome assembly. Lineage: Eukaryota; Dinophyceae; Suessiales; Symbiodiniaceae.
AUGGACUGGGCGCACAUGGUGCCCAGCAAAAGUGACGGGCUCCUUCUGCUUCUUGGCAGCACGGCGCUGGCGUUCCACUUCCGCACGUCGUGGGAGGACCUGGUGCGUGAGCUCUUGCAGGUGCUGCACAAGGCCGCGGCCUACGAGGAGUCGCCGCUCAGCGAGAGUGAAGCCGCGCGGGUGGAGGAGGAGCUGGUGCAGGUGCGGCUCCAGAUGUUCAUGAAGCUGGCGCACGUGCUGCAUCACUUUAGCUUCUUGACCAUGCUGGUGGGCCUGGCAGACUUCCUCCGUGGGCCGAGUUGGUUCUCAGCUUGCUUCCUGUCGCUGGCCGUCCUGACGUACCUGAUCUAUCAGCUCGUCGUGAGCGGCCGCGUGGCCGUGAAGCACGACGCAACCCUCAAGCUUCUCUGCGUCGUCCUGAACAGCAUCGUGCUGUCGGCAUUGCUCGCAACGACGAUUUUUGUCGAGAAGGACUCUGUCGCCUUCCUGGCCCGCUUCGGGCUCUGCCAAGGAGCGCAGAUCCUGCUCGGCGUCGUCUUUGCCCAACGCAGAACUGGGGCGCUUGCACUCUGCUACGCUGCAGCUUUCACGAUGAGCACCGUCGCCGUCUUGGGCCAGGAGGUCUUGUCCUCCAAGUUCCUCUUGGAGCAGGCAUUCCAAGCUGCCAUCGCCAUUUGCUUGCCCUCCUUUGUCGAGGCAGCGAUACGAGACCGCAUCGUAGCCUCCUGCCGGUCCAAGGACUCGGACUCAUUGAUCUAUGGCUUCCGCCAGAUGUUGAAGGGGAUAUGCGACGGCGAGCUGCUGCUUGAUAGCGGCUACCGAGUCUGCGGCAGUGCGGACUGCUUGCAGCGCCUGCUCGUGACAAAGGAGGACUUUGUUGGUCGCGCGCUCCAGGACUUGAUCGAUGGCAAGGACGACAUUGAGAACUUUGAGAAGUUCGUGGCGGCAGCGGAGGUGAUAGCUGACAGCCCCGAGGCUGCUCCGCGAUGCCUGCGCGUGCCGCUGAAGGCCCCCUGUGGCCGGAUCGUGUCUGUAGACGUGUGCCACGUUCCAUUGCCGCAGCUCUAUGGCCAGAAGUCUCUGCACCACCUGCUGUCCCUGACCGAAGACAUGGAUGCGCGCAAGGAGCCCGAAGCUGUGCCGGUGCCGCCCGUGACCUCGGAUCUUCCCCAAGAGGUGCAAAGGCCGGAGUCCGUGCGGUCUGCGGCAAGCAGCGAUACGUGCAUAGAGUUCUACGAGGAGCUUGCGGAGAUGACGCUGAUCGUGAAUGGCAGCACUGAGCUCCUUGACAUUGAGGAGGCGCACCUGCGCUUCGAGCGGCAGACUCACCAGGCCAAGUUCAGCAUGGGCAUGCCCAGUCUGAAACGCUUCGCGCGGCCACUGGACUGGCAUGGUAUCGACGUCGCCUUGCGCCGCUAUGCCCGACAGGUGUCCAGGGGCGGCGCUGCAACUGAGAAGGUGCUGGCGGGCGUUAAAUUGGGCGUGCCCGGUGAGCCGCGCAAGCAGCUCCUGGCCCGGCACGCCACACUCAGCUCUCCGUUCGUGCGGACUGCGCCAGACGAACCUGUCUACCUAUCCUUGCACUUGCAGGACUUCCGUGGGGAGCGGCUGAGAGAGCCUGAGCAGCGGCUAGAGGGCGUCGAGGAGGACAGGUCCCCUCAAGCGCAUGCCUCAGCUGCGCAAAUGUGA